GUUUGUGUUGUGUGAAAUACUCGUGCUUUAAUUAUUUUUUAAGCUUUGUAAACAAUCAAGUAUGCUUACUACAAAAACAUUUCUUAGGAAAACUAAGAAAGGAAAUAUUUUGAAGAUCGUGAGGGAGCAUUAUCUCAGAGAUGAUAUCUGGUGUGGAUCCAACUUGUGUGCCAAGUGCCUUCACAAAGCUCACGAACUGGUCUUGGAUGAUGAACCAGUUUCAAACAGUUCUUUGUUCAGCUUCCCACACUACGUGGUAGUGGAUACCUGCGUGGUGCUCAACCAGAUAGACGUGCUGGAAGAAAAGGCGAUGUGCAACGUCAUCGUGGUGCAGACGGUUCUGGACGAGGUGAAGCAUCGCAGCUCCUCCGUGUACAAGCGCUUGAAGGACAUCCUGUCCAACCCUCAGAGGAAGUUCUACAUCUUCGUGAACGAACACCACAGGGACACGUACGUGGAGCGCCGGCCGGGGGAGACGGUGAACGACCGCAACGACCGAGCCAUCCGCGUGGCGGCGGCGUGGUACGAGAGCCACCUGGCGGGCCCGGGGGAGCGUGUGCGGGCGGUGCUGCUCACGGACGACGCCGGCAACAAGGAGCGGGCCGUGGCCGAGGGCCUGACUGUGUGCACCGUAGUGGAGUACGUGCGCAGCCUGCGCGGCCACGCGGGGCUGGAAGACAAGCUGAACCUGGCCAGCCUGCAGUACGUGGGCGGCUGGGCGGGGCGGGAGCCCCUGUUCCCCCCGCACCUCACCCCCGCCCAGGUGCACGCCGGCGUGAGGAGCGGGCGUCUCUGCCAGGGCACCUUCCUGGCCUCCCGCGAGAACUUCCUGGAGGGCCAGGUCAACGUGGACGGCCGGGACGGCAUGGUCCUGGUCCAAGGUCGAGAAGGCCUGAACCGGGCCGUCGAUGGUGACACGGUGGCCCUGGAGAUGCUUCCAGAAGACCAGUGGGCUGCUCCUUCUGAGAUUGUUUUGGUGGACGAAGGAGAUGAUCCAGGAGACGUCCUAGAGGAGGAGCCGUCUCCCGCCCCAGAGGAGACGAAGCAGCGGGCGGAGAGACAGCCGACCGGCAGGAUCGUUGGGAUCAUUCGCCGGAAGUGGCGUCAGUACUGCGGGAUCCUGCAACUGAAUCCUGUUCAAGGGAGCUCACGCCACAUAUUUGUACCGGCUGAGCGGAAGAUACCGAAGAUACGACUGGAAACCAGGCAGGCAGAUACUCUUGCAAACCAGCGAAUAAUUGCUGCCAUUGACUCGUGGCCACGUACUUCCAGGUAUCCAAUGGGCCACUUCGUGCGGGCGCUGGGGCCCGUGGGCGACAAGGACACGGAGAACGAGGUGCUGCUGCUGGAGCACGACGUCCCCCACAGCUGCUUCUCGGAGGCCGUGCUCGCCUGUCUGCCGGCCCUGCCGUGGCUCAUCACCGAGCAGGACGAGCGCAGAAGAGAGGACCUGCGGCACCUGGACAUCUGCUCCGUGGACCCUCCCGGCUGCACGGACAUAGAUGACGCCCUGCACUGCCGGGAGCUGGAGAACGGCAACUACGAGGUUGGCGUGCACAUCGCGGACGUGACUCACUUCAUCCGGCCGGGCACGGCCAUCGACAAGGAGGCGGCUCUGCGCGGCACGACCGUGUACCUGGUGGACAAGAGGAUAGACAUGGUGCCUGACCUGCUGAGCUCCAACCUCUGCUCGCUGCGCGGGAACGAGGAGAGGUUUGCGUUCUCGUGCGUGUGGGAGAUGACGCGUGACGCGAACAUCUUGGGCACCAAGUUCCACAAGAGCAUCAUCCGCUCCCGGCAGGCCAUGACGUACGAGGAGGCGCAGUUGAAGAUAGACGAUGCCCGGCAGCAGGACAGUCUCUCUCGCUCCUUGCGAGCCUUGAACGACCUCGCCAAGAUACUGAAGAGGAGGCGGAUAGACAACGGAGCGCUGGUACUGGCAUCUCCUGAAAUCCGCUUCCAAAUUGACGACGAGACACAUGACCCCAUAGAGGUGGAGUCAAAGAAACUGCGUGAAACCAACUCUAUGGUGGAAGAGUUCAUGUUGCUGGCAAACAUCUCUGUGGCCGAGAGAAUCCUGCAGGAGUUCCCGGAGUGUGCUGUGUUGCGUCGACACCCGCGGCCGCCGGACACAAACUUCCAGCCCCUCAUUUCAGUAGGCAAAAAGCUGGGGUUCGAGAUCGCCAUCGGCUCGGGCAGGGAGCUGGCAGAGUCCCUGGACGCAGCGGUGCGGCCCGACAACGCCUACUUCAACACCAUGCUGCGCAUCCUGGCCACGCGCUGCAUGAUGCAGGCCGUGUACUUCGCCAGCGGCAUGGAGCAGCCGGAGGACUUCUUCCACUACGGCCUGGCCUGCCCCCUCUACACCCACUUCACGUCCCCCAUCAGGAGGUACGCGGACGUGAUGGUGCACCGGCUGCUGGCGGUGUGUGUGGCCGCUGACUCCACGCACCCCGACCUGCUGGACAAGAGGAGGGCCCAGGAUCUGUGUAACAACCUCAACUACCGCAACAGGAUGGCCCAGUACGCCGGCCGGGCGUCCGUCGCCCUGCACACCCACCUGUUCUUCCGUGGCAAGAUUCAAGAUGAGCAGGGAUACGUGCUGUAUGUGCGCAAGAACGCGUUGCAGAUCCUGAUCCCCAAGUACGGCUUCGAAGGCACCCUGUACGUCCGGCCUCGCAGAGGGGAGAAGAUGAGCGUGCAGUUUGUGUACAAUGAGGAGGACCAGACGCAGCGCUGCGGAGACGUGGUGUUCCACACGUUCGACCCGGUCACCGUGCAGCUGAGCCUGGACCGCAGCAACGUGCAGCAUGAGAGGGUGUUGCUGCAUGUAGUUGCAGUGAGAGUGUAGUACUGUAUUGCCCGCACGCACAGGACCAGACGCAGCGCUGCGGAGACGUGGUGUUCCACACGUUCGACCCGGUCACCGUGCAGCUGAGCCUGGACCGCAGCAACGUGCAGCAUGAGAGGGUGUUGCUGCAUGUAGUUGCAGUGAGAGUGUAGUACUGUAUUGCCUGCACACACAGGACCAGACGCAGCGCUGCGGAGACGUGGUGUUCCACACGUUCGACCCGGUCACAGUGCAGCUGAGCCUGGACCGCAGCAACGUGCAGCAUGAGAGGGUGUUGCUGCAUGUAGUUGCAGUGAGAGUGUAGUACUGUAUUGCCUGCACGCACAGGACCAGACGCAGCGCUGCGGAGACGUGGUGUUCCACACGUUCGACCCGGUCACCGUGCAGCUGAGCCUGGACCGCAGCAACGUGCAGCAUGAGAGGGUGUUGCUGCAUGUAGUUGCAGUGAGAGUGUAGUACUGUAUUGCCUGCACGCACAGGACCAGACGCAGCGCUGCGGAGACGUGGUGUUCCACACGUUCGACCCGGUCACCGUGCAGCUGAGCCUGGACCGCAGCAACGUGCAGCAUGAGAGGGUGUUGCUGCAUGUAGUUGCAGUGAGAGUGUAGUACUGUAUUGCCUGCACACACAGGACCAGACGCAGCGCUGCGGAGACGUGGUGUUCCACACGUUCGACCCGGUCACCGUGCAGCUGAGCCUGGACCGCAGCAACGUGCAGCAUGAGAGGGUGUUGCUGCAUGUAGUUGCAGUGAGAGUGUAGUACUGUAUUGCCCGCACGCACAGGACCAGACGCAGCGCUGCGGAGACGUGGUGUUCCACACGUUCGACCCGGUCACCGUGCAGCUGAGCCUGGACCGCAGCAACGUGCAGCAUGAGAGGGUGUUGCUGCAUGUAGUUGCAGUGAGAGUGUAGUACUGUAUUGCCUGCACGCACAGGACCAGACGCAGCGCUGCGGAGACGUGGUGUUCCACACGUUCGACCCGGUCACCGUGCAGCUGAGCCUGGACCGCAGCAACGUGCAGCAUGAGAGGGUGUUGCUGCAUGUAGUUGCAGUGAGAGUGUAGUACUGUAUUGCCCGCACGCACAGGACCAGACGCAGCGCUGCGGCGACGUGGUGUUCCACACGUUCGACCCGGUCACCGUGCAGCUGAGCCUGGACUGCAGCAACGUGCAGCAUGAGAGGGUGUUGCUGCAUGUAGUUGCAGUGAGAGUGUAGUACUGUAUUGCCUGCACGCACAGGACCAGACGCAGCGCUGCGGAGACGUGGUGUUCCACACGUUCGACCCGGUCACCGUGAAGCUGAGCCUGGACCGCAGCAACGUGCAGCAUGAGAGGGUGUUGCAGCAUGUAGUUGCAGUGAGAGUGUAGUACUGUAUUGCCUGCACGCACAGGACCAGACGCAGCGCUGCGGCGACGUGGUGUUCCACACGUUCGACCCGGUCACCGUGCAGCUGAGCCUGGACCGCAGCAACGUGCAGCAUGAGAGGGUGUUGCUGCAUGUAGUUGCAGUGAGAGUGUAGUACUGUAUUGCCCGCACGCACAGGACCAGACGCAGCGCUGCGGAGACGUGGUGUUCCACACGUUCGACCCGGUCACCGUGCAGCUGAGCCUGGACCGCAGCAACGUGCAGCAUGAGA
Bacillus rossius redtenbacheri is the source of this 4488-nucleotide messenger RNA. RefSeq names its product exosome complex exonuclease RRP44 (gene Dis3). Gene Ontology annotation, molecular function: 3'-5'-RNA exonuclease activity; RNA binding; endonuclease activity. The coding region runs from base 62 to 2851 and encodes 929 amino acids. Gene Ontology annotation, cellular component: nuclear exosome (RNase complex); cytoplasmic exosome (RNase complex). The record is from RefSeq and is a predicted model, not a curated record. Lineage: Eukaryota; Metazoa; Arthropoda; Insecta; Phasmatodea; Bacillidae. The transcript is spliced from 17 exons. Gene Ontology annotation, biological process: rRNA catabolic process.